AUGUCAAGGGCUUCUCAUCUGCCACCUAUAGCAGCUCCAGCACUCCACGUUCUUAGACUCUCUCUCUUUCCAACUCUUAAGCUUUCAUCACCAUCACCUUCUUCAACCCUUCGUAGACUCUCUGUUUUUGCUCCGUCACAGACACUUAAUCCCAAAACCCUCCUACCCAAUUCUCCACAACUUCAUUCCUUCAACCUGAAGUGGGUCUCGCCCAUGGUGGGUCAUCCUUGUCCCAAAGGCACAGCUUCAUUCAGUACUGGGAGCAGCACUGGAGGUGGUAGAGAAAUAUUGGUACAACAUUUGCUAGUUAAAGAAGAUGACCCAAAGCUUAUAUUGGAGCUGCAAAAACGAAUCUCAGAAGGAGAGGAUCUAAGUGACUUGGCAGUGGAAUACUCAAUUUGUCCAUCAAAAGAAGAGGGGGGAAUGCUUGGCUGGGUGAGAAAGGGGCAAAUGGUACCAGAGUUUGAGGAGGCUGCAUUUAAUGCACCAGUAAACAAAGUUGUAAGGUGUAAAACUAAAUUUGGAUGGCAUUUAUUGCAAGUUCUCUCUGAGAGGGAAGAAUCCACACUGCAAGAUAUACAGCCUGAUGAGCUUCAUGCGAAAAUGCAAGACCCCUUGUUUAUUGGGGAGGCUCAACUGAUUGAUGUUCGAGAACCAGAAGAAGUGUAUGCUCUGUUUCCCUCUGACUAA
This is a messenger RNA of Ilex paraguariensis (yerba mate), 690 nucleotides long. Lineage: Eukaryota; Viridiplantae; Streptophyta; Magnoliopsida; Aquifoliales; Aquifoliaceae. The record is from the annotation of a GenBank genome assembly.